CGUCAUUCAAAUGCGUCCACGAAGAUUUACAGCUCAACCCCGCCACGUGGCCCAACAACAUAAGAACCUGGACCGGGCCCCACUCGAGAAUUAUACAGGUAUAUAAAGAUCCGGCCCAUCAACUUCACCCCUAUCCACAUUCCUCCCCACUUUCUUCUCGUUACUUCCUAAUCUGAAAGACUCAGACUUAAUAGACAAGAAAUACUCAUAUGAACAAAUAAUAAAUUAAUUAAUAAAUAAUUAAACGAUACAUUUACUCAGAUCCAUUUGAUUUUUUUUUAAUUAUCCCGGGGAGAAGUGUAUUCGAAUUCGUUCUUGGUUGAGGAGGUCGUUUAAACGGAUAUUAAGCCCUAAUUUCAAUUCUGUUAUACUUUUAGGGGAGAAGUUUUGGGAGGUUAGUUAUUGGAUUGAGUAGAGGUUUUAUUUAUUUUUUUCCUCGUUAUUAAAUUGCGUGAAGCAAUUGAAAUUCAUGCGUGUAUUUUUUUUCCCGCUGAAUAUUAUUUCAGAAGUUUCUUUUUGGGUAAUUGUUGAGAGAACAAUUGGGGUAUCUGAGUGCUGAAUUUUUUUUUGGGGUUGAGUUCUUUCUGUUUUUCAUAUCUGAAUGUUGUGGUGUAGAAUUGGAGUCAUAUGGCUUAUUAUUGAACGUGUAUGUGAGUAGGGGUUUAUUGGGAUGGGAGAAAGCAAUUGUGUAGUUUCGGUGGCUGUUUUGGACGAGGGUAUCGAUGUGAUGGAAAUCGACAGUCAAUUGAAGAUUGAAUCGGAAAUUGGUCGGCAUUUUACUGGCGUUAGUGAUGAAGCGAAUUCAUGCAACGAUGGAGUAGAAGUUUAUAACGGUUCUGCAGUAGGCAUUGUGGUGCAGGAAAAUGACGUGGCCGUGGAGAACAUCGAGUUAGACUGUUCUGCUGAAUGUCAGACGAAGGAAGUUUCGAAUGACGCAGAAUUAAACCCUACCGAAUCAAAUCCUUGCACUGAUAUUCAAUUGAAGGAAGUUCCAAACUCUGCUGAGUCAGAAGCUUGCGUUUGGUCUCAUUCAAAGGAAGUUUCGAGAAGUACAGAGCUAGAGGUUGUUGCGGAAAGUCAGGAAAUCAGAAGUGUGGAUGAACAUUGUAUGGAAAAGUUACCGAAUCAUCCACCAAAUGAUGCCAACUUAGAACCUGGGAAAGUAAUGAAUGACAGUGAAAUAGAACCGUGUGCUCGGAAUAAUGGCAACUUGGAGCUAAUUGAUGGUGGAAACGAGGUGCAAGAUGAAUACGGGAGGGAGCUUUGUCCUACGAAUAAAGCCAAAGAAGCUUCCAAUGAUGAUAUAUAUUCUGAAGUUUCGAAUCCAAAUCAGUCCCCAAAGCAUGCUACUUCCAGUUUGACAAUUAGCAGUCAAAUACUAGAUGUGGUGGGCAAUGAUCCUUGUGGUUAUGGAGAUACUACGUCAGUUUGUUCUCGAAAUUCAGUGAUCGAUCCAAGUUUCCACGAAGCAGAGCAUAAUAGAAAUCAGAAAAUGGAACCAGUAUCCACAACAUCUGUUGUGCUUGAAAUUCCCAAGCAUGUUAGCACCACGGGUAUUAGGAAGAUUACAUUUAAGUUUACUAAAUGUAAGACGGAUUAUGAUAGCGGAAGAUCUGUUAUUAAGCCCGAAACUGCUGAUGAUUUUCAAGGGGAUUAUUACGAUAACAACUUGUCUGUUUCUGAUUGUCAACCUUUAACUAACAACAGCUUUCAGAAUCAUGAUCAAGAAAUGAAUCUAAGAAUAGAUGGGAGCGAGUUUCAUUGCACGAGCAGUCCUUUGUCGCACAUUCCAGACAGGGAAGUAACGAUGUCUAACAAGAUAAUUCCUGGUAAUUAUCCUACAAAUGUUAAAAAGCUUUUAUCUACUAGAAUUUUGGAAGGAGCCAGAGUGAACUACAUUUCAAUAUCUGGAUUGGUAGAGCUUCCAGGAAUCAUCAGAGACUUUGGUUACUUGUGUGGUUGUUCCGCUUGCAACUUUUGUAGAGUGGUUAGUGCCUAUGAGUUCGAACUCCAUGCUGGUGCCAAGACUAGGCAUCCAAACAAUCAUAUAUAUUUGGAGAAUGGGAAACCUAUUUAUAGCAUAAUUCAAGAACUGAAGACUACGCCCCUCAGCACACUAGAUGACGUAAUAAAAGCUUUGGCUGGUUCUUCAGUGAAUGAGGAGUAUUUCAAAGUCUGGAAAGCAAGUCUCCAAUCUGGCAAUGAUGUAGCUUAUGCAGAUAGUGUUUACCGAAGCGAUCAUUUUGGCAUGUAUUAUUCCACCUCCAGUUAUCCUUAUCAGCCCGAGGAAGAUAGUCUUUAUCCUGUUUCAUGUCAUUAUUCUCAGACUCCCUUCAAUCAGCAAGCCUAUGUGGAAGCACCAGUUGAGCGGAAGCGUCUGACCAAGAAGCCAAGACACCAUGUUUCUAGCUCAUUUGGGGAUAAAAAUAAAUCAUCUGAAGGUGGCACCAAAAAAAGGGACAAUGAUUUACACAAAUUACUGUUCUUGCCAAAUGGACUGCCUGAUGGGACCGACUUGGCUUAUUAUUCCAAAGGAAAGAGGAUUCUUGGCGGUUACAAGCAUGGGAAUGGAAUACUCUGUACUUGUUGUCACAUGGAGAUUAGUCCUUCCCAGUUUGAGUCUCAUGCUGGAUGGGCAGCAAAACGACAACCCUAUCGUAAUAUUUAUACAUCCAAUGGCUUGACACUUCAUGACAUAGCCUUGAUGUUGGCAAGCGGUCAAAAUCUUGCCACCAGUGGCAGUGAUGAUAUGUGUGCUGUAUGUGGAGUUGGAGGGGAACUUAUUUUGUGUAAUGGAUGUCCUCAAGCCUUUCACGCGGCUUGCUUAGGUUUGGAGUGUCUUCCUCCAGAUGAUUGGUACUGUUCGUGCUGCAAAGACAAAGUUGGUUCUGGUAGGAAAGUUUCUGGGGAGACGAGGCCUAUUAUGGUUAGGCUGACAAGAGUUGUUAAAGCACCAGAACUCGAGCCUGGCGGUUGUGUCUUCUGCAGGUCACAGGACUUCAGUGCUGCUGAAUUUGAUGAUCGGACUGUGAUACUUUGUGAUCAAUGCGAGAAGGAGUAUCAUGUUGGUUGUCUGCGUGAAUCUGGGAUGUGUGAUCUGAAAGAACUCCCCAAGGAAAAAUGGUUUUGUUGUCAUGAUUGCAAUAAGAUUUUUUCCGCUCUUCAAAACUUGACUUCAAGUGGACCUGAGGUAAUACCAGCUCCAGUGUCCGAUGCACUACAUAGGAAGCUUGCAGCAAUAGGACUGGAUGAAGAGUCCCACAAUGAGAUCCGGUGGCACAUUUUAAGUGGAAAAAGUCGAUUUCCUGAACAUUUGUUAUUACUCUCCCGAGCUGCAGCAAUCUUUCGUGAGUGUUUCGACCCUAUUGUUGCCAAAUCUGGUCGAGAUCUCAUCCCUGUAAUGGUGUAUGGAAGGAACAUAUCCGGGCAAGAAUUUAGUGGAAUGUAUUGUGUGGUUUUAAUUGUGAAAGACGUUGUUGUAUCUGCUGCCCUUCUCAGGAUUUUUGGUCAUGAGGUUGCUGAACUUCCUUUAGUUGCCACUUCUAGAGAAAAUCAAGGAAAAGGCUAUUUUCAAGCACUGUUCUCAUGCAUUGAGAGGCUUCUGUUAUCAAUGAAUGUGAAACAGCUGGUACUCCCUGCUGCUGAAGAUGCUGAACCCAUGUGGACAAAGAAGUUAGGCUUCAGAAAGACCAACAACGAGCAAAUGCUAAAGUAUACGAGGGAUAUGCAGUUGACGAUGUUCAAGGGUACUUCAUUGUUAGAAAAGGAGGUACAACAGUUAGCUGACUGAUCAUGAUGAGAUUUUACAGAACAAUUCGGUCUCAGUUUUUGCUGCAAGAUUGUCACCAAAUAGAGAGCUUCACUGUGUUGCCAUGUGCAUCUUUUAUCAGUGAUCAACGCCAAUAUGCAGUCCGGCGGAAAGAAAAAAAAAAAAGAGAGAGAUAUCGGAAUUGAAUAUCUUGGUGACGAAACAAAAACUCUGAUAUAGAGGAAAUGCUGGCAAGAAUAAAACCAUGGUCCGUUUUUCGUCAUUUUAUUACACGAAGGGCUUGAAUUGGAAUUUUGACACUGGUAAAUAUGGAUACGGGGUAUUUCGGUUUUGCCGGUUGAGUUUAGGCGGAUUCAUGGACACCACUUAAGAUCUUUUGCUAAUCACUUAUAAUUCGAUUAUGGACCUUAUAAUUAACUUAGUGAACGUUUUUUUUGUUUCUCUUCUAGUUCUUCAAUUAUAAAAUGUUUGGGAGUUUA
Messenger RNA from Erythranthe guttata (spotted monkey flower), 4248 nucleotides. Its product is annotated as Acyl-CoA N-acyltransferase with RING/FYVE/PHD-type zinc finger domain-containing protein. The record is from RefSeq and is a predicted model, not a curated record. Gene Ontology annotation, cellular component: nucleus. Gene Ontology annotation, molecular function: chromatin binding; RNA polymerase II transcription regulatory region sequence-specific DNA binding; histone binding. Gene Ontology annotation, biological process: positive regulation of transcription by RNA polymerase II. NCBI's taxonomy places the organism in Eukaryota, Viridiplantae, Streptophyta, Magnoliopsida, Lamiales, Phrymaceae.